Metarhizium album ARSEF 1941 is the source of this 702-nucleotide messenger RNA. RefSeq lists its product as uncharacterized. The transcript has a single exon. The record is from RefSeq and is a predicted model, not a curated record. Gene Ontology annotation, biological process: DNA alkylation repair; regulation of DNA-templated transcription. Gene Ontology annotation, cellular component: nucleus. The coding region runs from base 1 to 702 and encodes 233 amino acids. Lineage: Eukaryota; Fungi; Ascomycota; Sordariomycetes; Hypocreales; Clavicipitaceae.
AUGCCUCGGCGCCCCAGCCCGACGCAUUUCCUGUGUCUGCAGCUCGCCAGUCCGCAGUUGACCAGGAAUCUGGCUGAAUUUCGGGCCGACGUCACGGGCGACAACGGCUUCGGAGUUCCUGCCGAUGCUGUUAGACCGCCGGGCACGCUGCACCUUACCCUGGGCGUCAUGAGCCUGAAACCAGACGAUAUUCGCCCGACGCUCGAGGUGCUGGGCAGGCUUAGGCCCAGGGAGAUCCUGGCCGGUCUGAGGGCUGCCGACAACGCUCCAGCGUCCACGGCGGGCUCGGAACCUGGGGCUCGUACGGCCGGGGGCCUGUCCAUAUCUCUUCGUGGAAUACACUCCAUGACGGGCGCGUCCAGGACAUCUGUGCUCUACGCUGCCCCCGCCGACGCGGAGGGCCUCCUCUACAGCUUUUGCCGGGAGCUGCAGAAGCCGUUCCGCGAGACGGGUCUGAUGGAGGGCGAGGACCGGCCGCUGCUGCUGCACGCCACGGUUGUUAACACGGUAUACGUCAGGGGGAGGGGAGGCGGAAGGAGGCGAGAAAGACUGAUGCUCGACGCGGGCGAUUUGAUGGCCAGGUAUGACGAUUACGUGUGGGCUGAGGACAUGCCGGUCAGCAGGGUGGCGCUCUGUAGGAUGGGCGCGAAGAAGGUGGAUGGCGACGAGCGUUAUGAGGUUGAGGGCGAGAUUGAGAUGUGA